Messenger RNA from Myxocyprinus asiaticus (Chinese sucker), 3987 nucleotides. Its product is annotated as putative leucine-rich repeat-containing protein DDB_G0290503. The transcript is spliced from 41 exons. Lineage: Eukaryota; Metazoa; Chordata; Actinopteri; Cypriniformes; Catostomidae. The record is from RefSeq and is a predicted model, not a curated record. Gene Ontology annotation, molecular function: protein binding. The coding region runs from base 23 to 3823 and encodes 1266 amino acids.
AAGAAAAGUUUAUCCUUAUCUUAUGAAGAUUUUUAUUGAAUCAUGUUUAGCAGCAAUGAUGAGAUCUACCUUUACUUCUCUAGGCCUCCAGAAUGACCUUGAUAAGAUCAAGAUUAAAUGCAAGGAUACUUAUAAAUUAGCACAGGAUAAUAUUGAUGACCUUAAAAACCAGCUGGAUGAUCUAUUUAAACAACUUGGAACAUCCACUAGUCCAGCCAAGGAUGUGUUAGACAUUUUUCAGAAGAUCAUUGACCUAAAGGAGCUGGAAGUUAAAGUAUACACUGAGAAAGACAGCACAAAGAUCACAAGGCUGGAAAAGCACCAGAAGGAUGUAGAAAAAGAUCUAGAGGAAAUGAAGACACAAUUAAAAAGAAAUGUUGACAUUUUCAAGCAUGCAGGAUCAGAGAUAGCUCAGGCUUUGGAAAGCAACAAGGCAACAUCAUCCCCUCUAACUGAUUUAAAGAACUACCUGGAAUUCAAGAUAAAACAACCAGGGGAACAAGGUGGCAUAUUAAACGAGGUGUUACAGAUUGUUGCAUUGCAAAUUAAAGCAAUGGAAAUAUUGGCACAUGAAUCUGAUAAAUAUACGACACAAGCACAGAUUGAAGGAACUACAUCCAGACUUGAGCACAAAAAUAGUGUCCUAUCAAAUCUAAAAGAGGAGAGGGAACAGGCAAGAGUAGGCAUAGAAAAAAUCAAUAAACAAAUCACAGCAACAGAGAAAGAAAUAAUGGACCUGAAUGCAAUAUUAUCAGCUCUUAAACAAACACUUGUCCAACUUAAUGGACAGACGAAAGAAUAUGAUAUGAAAAGUAAGGAAAUAAUGUCCAAAAUUGACAAAUUGAAGGGAAAAGAUGAGCUGAUUUCUAGAAUUCUUAGACUCCAGUUUGAAUUUAUAGAGGCAUUAACUACUGCAAAUGCACAAAUUAAAGCGCUUGAAUUUCAAAUAACUGAUCUCCAGAAACAACUUGAAAAGGAGCUGGAAAGGAGUUCUUAUCUGCAGGCGAACAACAGAUAUUUAAGCAUACAACUGGCUGACCGAAAAGAAGAAUGUGAAGACAUGAUGAACACCUACAUACACACAGAAGCUGAACUGAAGAAUCAAAUAAAUGAACUGUCAGGUUCAAACUCAAAGAAAGUUCUCCAGAUUAUUGUGCUGGGCUUUGAAAUAGACAAAAUAACGAAACAAAUUGAAGCAUCUUCAUCUAAUAAUGACUUAGAUUUGAAGCGAGCACUGGAUGACAAACUCAAGGACCUGAAGGUUAAAAAGGAGGAGCUUAAAAAAAGUGAUGCUAACUCUGAAAAAACUUUACAGGUAAUAUCACAAAUAGAGAACAUUUGGAAGCUACAGAGUGAUGAUCCUAAUAACUUAAAUCAAAUCAUGGAUCUGCAGAAGAAUUUGCUGGACUUGAUUACAAAAUUAAAUGACAAUAAUCCUGCAAAAUUGAUGCUAAAAUUCAUGGCCCUCCAAUCUGAUGUAACCUGGAUAAGGCAAAUGCUGAAAACUGUGUCCGACCAGGCUGAGCUGCAGAAAAUUGAGCUUCAAAAGAAACUAAGCAACAAGGAGGAUAUGUUGCGUGAAAAAAACAAAGAGCUGGCAGCUGCAACCAGUGACGUCAGUCAACUUCAGACAGAGAUUGCUGUUCUGAAGAAAGAAUUGUCAGCGCUGAAAAUGCAAAUAGACAAAGUUCAAGAGACUGCAAAACAGAACAUUAAAGAUCUUGAAGAACAACUAAAAAAAAGUAAUCAGGCAUUUAAUGACGCAACUAAAGAACUAAAUGAGAAGGAUGCCAAAAUAGCAUCACAACUUAUGAAGAUUAACAAUCUCAUAGACGAGAUUAGAGUCAUGAAACAGCAGAUCCAAGAAAACGAAGCGCUUGUAAAUGCCAGAAUAGCUCAACUUCAUGACAACCUCAUGAAGAAGGAGGAGGAAAAUGCCAAAAUUCGGGACGAGAACAGAAAGUUGAAGCAAGAUCUCAUAGAAACUUCAAAAUGCACUGAACUCCAGCAGAAAUAUGAUAACAUGAAGGCUGAAUAUAACAAUACAGUUUCUAAACUGAGCAGUAACAUCCUUCAGAAAGUUUUUAUCAUUAAAACUCUAAUUGAUGAAGUGGAGGCCCUGGACAAGCAAAUUUCAACAGGAGAAUCAAAUAGUGAAGAACUAAGGAAAGAACUAGAAAAAAAGAAACAAGAACUGGAGGAGGCAAACAAGAAAUUGAAAGCUGAGGGAUCAGUUUCAGCCAAAAUUCUGGAUGUAUUUAAAUUGCUAACUGAGAUAUGGAAACUACAAGAUGAUCCAACGGAAAAGAAUUUAGCAAAGAUUCUCAUACUGGAAGUAGAAUUGAAUAAUUUAUUGACUGAGCUGAAAAACUCUGGAGAGCAGGGACUUGAACUAACCUUGAAGAUGAUCUCUAUAAAGGAAUCAAUGGCCAGACUAAAAAAAGCACAAGUGAAAAUGCAAGAGGAAUACGCUUUAGAAAUCAAUGGUCUAAAGAAGGAAAUAGGGAAGAAGCAAAAUGAGAUUUUGGUUUUGAAGGCUAACUGUGAACAGUCAGCUCAGCUGCAGGAAAAGAUAAAACAACUAGAGAAGGAGGCUAUAGAAAUCAAACAAAAAUUGACAAAGCUGCAACAAGAAUCAGACAGUACGAUUGAAUCUCUAGAGAAACAGCUUAAACUGAAGAACAAGCAACUUGCUAACACUCAAGAUGAACUGCAGGAGACAAAUGCUGAAAAUGCUGCCUUGAUCAAGAAGCUGAAUGAUCUAAGUGAUGACCUUAAAAAAAUAACAGAGGAGAAAAAUCAGUCACUAAACAAAGCACAGGAAAAAAUCUCUGAACUAGAGACACAACUGAAAACAAAGGACCAGCAACUUGUCAACAAGGAAGCACAACUAAAGGAGAAAAAUGAUGAAAAUAAUGCCUUGAUCAACAAGCAGAAUAAACUGAACGAAGACCUGAAGAAAAUCACAGAGGAGAAAAAUAAUUUGCAGGAGAAAACACAGAAAGAAAUCUCCGACUUAAAGGAGAAGUUUGAAAAACAAAAACAAGAGCUUGCGAACCAGGACCGCAAACUCAAGGAGAAGGAUGAAGCCAUUUCUGCAUUGGAAAAAGAAAGUGAUAAGACAAAGGCUGAGCUUGAAAAAGAGAAAAAUAAAUACAAAGAUGUAAUCAAUGAGAAUAAGAAACUUGAUCAACAAGUGAAAGAAGCUACUGAAAAGGUGAAGAUUCUUGAAGAACAAAUAAAACAAAUAAAUGAAACUCCCAAGACUGAUUGGCCCAGGCUAGACCAAAACACAGCACACCGCAGACUCAUCCUGUCUCAAGAUGAUAGAGAGGCACGAACCUCUGUACUUCCUCAGAAUGUACCCAACAACCCUGAGCGGUAUGACAUAGCCAUUGCAGCUCUGGGAAAAAAUGGAUAUGACUCUGGAAAGCAGUACUGGGAAAUAAGGGUGGCUGGAAGAAACUGUUAUGUUGUGGGAGUGGCCAAAGAAUCAGCUCAAAGAAAGGGCAUUCUAACAUAUGGCCCUCGAGCUGGGUAUUGGGUUCUUCUCAGGAGAAGAGAUGGACAACAUAUUGCUAUUGCUGAUAAUCCAGUUGUACUUAAUUUACCGGAUACAUCUGUUAUUGGGGUCUUGGUGGAUUUUAACAGGAAAGUGAUAACCUUUUAUGAUGCGGAAAGGAGGCAGGUAAUCUAUAAGUUCAGUGGUAAUGAGUUUCAGGGAAAACUCCAUCCAUUUAUUGAGACGUGCAGUGACUCUAAUAUUAAUGACCCUCCUUUGAUCUUUAAAGAAGUCCAAUCCACCAAGUGGCUCCAGGAAUGAUUUCCAUGUAUUAAGAGUCUGUUGUUGUAAUAUGCAAAACAAACAAAAAAAGGGGACAAAAUUAUCUUCUUUGAUAAUUGGCUUGAGUGACUACUCCUCAUUGUAUGCUUGAAUGUCUUUGACUCUUUUAUUUUAAUAAAGCAGCCAUAUUUGAUUAACAUCAA